This is a messenger RNA of Aphidius gifuensis, 6436 nucleotides long. It is a transcript of the gene C3G, whose product is annotated as guanine nucleotide-releasing factor 2. The record is from RefSeq and is a predicted model, not a curated record. Gene Ontology annotation, biological process: Ras protein signal transduction; positive regulation of GTPase activity. Gene Ontology annotation, molecular function: guanyl-nucleotide exchange factor activity. Lineage: Eukaryota; Metazoa; Arthropoda; Insecta; Hymenoptera; Braconidae. The coding region runs from base 225 to 3953 and encodes 1242 amino acids. The transcript is spliced from 15 exons. Gene Ontology annotation, cellular component: plasma membrane.
CCCAAAAAAUGGUUGACAAACGAAAAUGUAGCGGUGUACGUCGGGUUUACAUUAGAUUUAAAUAUCUUCUAGUACGUAAUGUAAUGAGUGGCCGGUUUAAAAAAUGUUAAAAUAAUAAUUAACAUGUUUUAAUGACAGUUAAAAAUAUGGCUGUGAUUUAAAAAAAUAAUAAAAAUAGUGAAUAAAUAAAAUAUUACAAGUGACUGAGUGACAAAGACAAGACGAUGGCUGCCACACCAAAGUUGGAGAAGUACGCAGAAGUCGAGGAGAGACCAAGUGGAAAAGCACGUGGUGGUAAAUUAGCCCGUCGUGCUCGUUCAUUUAAAGAAGAUUUUCUCGAAAAGCUUUCACAAAUGAGAUCUCCUGGAGUUAAUUCAACCAGUACUGGUAGUGGUGGUGGUGUUGUUGGUACUGGUGGUGGUGUUGGAAGUAAUAGUACUACAGGAAAUAACACAAUUGUUAUGAGAACUGGAUCACCAUCUUUACCACGAGUACCAAGAGAUAAGCCACCAGUUGGUGAUAUUUUUGAUAAAAAUCCAUUGAGAGAUUUACAUAUACAUGUACGACAAGUUCAACUUGCAUUGCUACAUUUUCGUGAUGUUGUAUCAAAAAAAAAACUCGAAAUGUUACCGGGUAAUGGUACCAUCGUACUUGACACUGUCACAACUAUUCAUACAGUUCUUAAAUCAUAUCUUCUCUAUGAAAAUAGUUCAACACUUGGUUCAGCAACAAAUCAAGUUUAUCAAGCACUUGCACGUUUAUUAAAACUUUGUGAUGAUGUAUUACUUCAUGGUAAUCAAAGUUCACCAUGUCCAGCUUUAGAUGCUGAUAAUGUUAGUCAUGUUAUUGGACUUGUUGAAGAUGCUGUUAAAAAUUUGGUAUCUCUUGCACAUGAAAAAAUAUCAAAUAAACAAAAACCAGCACCAAUUAAUAUUAACAAUAAUCGUACAUCAGGAUAUAAUACAGAAUUAACAUCUCAAAGAAAUUCUUUGCCUGACAUUCCAUUGACACCACGAGAACGACAAAUACUUGAACAAACAGCUGCAAGUUCAACACUUGUACGUAGCUCACAUAGUACAGAAUCAAUACUUAGAGAUUCAAGUCCACCACCAAAGCCACCAUUUCCAGAAAGAACAAAUUUAUAUGAUGAAACAAAUGAAUCAUCAUCAUCAACAACAACACCACCACCACCACCAUUACCACCUAAAAAAAGAACAAGAGCACAACAAUUACUUGAUGAAUCUGAUAUAUUAUUGUCAUCAAGUUUAGAUCGUGUCUCGUUAAGAAGUCGUUCUCCUGAGGAUUCAUCAUCACUAUUGAGUGCUUCAGCAGGAAGUUUAGACUCUGCACUUAAUCACUCAAGGGACGAAGAUGAAAUACGUGCAAUUAUGGGACCAAAUGAUGAAUCUUUAAAUGACAAUAUGGAUCUAAGUCUCAUGGCAACAAUACAUGGUAUUCAGGUAAAUGGUACAAAUAAUGGCAGUUGUUGGGAAAAUUCAGAAACAAAUUUACCAACUACAAUGUUGUUGGGACAACAGACACCACAUGAAACCGUCAAUCCUUUUACUGGAAUUGAAUGUAAAAAUGAAAGAUUAUCAACACAAACACAAGAGUCUGGUUUUGUAUCAACUCAUUCACAACGUAGCUCAUCACAAAGUUAUACAACUGCAUCAAGUUUUACAUCAAAAAGAUCAUCACAACAAAGUAGUGUUAGUUUUAAUUCACAAUCAUUCAGUACACAGCAACAAUUAUUUUCACAACAAAAACUUGUUGAAAAUGAAAAUUCAACAAUGAUUCAAAGAAUGACAACAAGUUCUAAAAGUGCAAGUGUUAUAUCUACCAGUAUGACUGGAAAUGGUGAUCCAACAAUUCUCGAUAAACUGGUAAAUGAAAUUGAUGAAAAUACUGAUUCAAAUGGAUUACCACCAGCAUUACCAGAAAAAAGAUCUAAAAGAAAAAAAGAAAGACAUCCAUCACAGUAUGAUAAUGUACCAGAAAAUGAGCAUUUAUCAACUUGUAGUUUGCAUUCAAAUUCAGCUGAUAGUCCUGAUGCAAGCAGACCACCUCCAUUGCCCCUGAAAAAACGACACAUGUUCCAAUCGGUGGCAUAUUCCGUAAUGGCGUAUAUGGAAAUGUUUGGAAACUGUUCCCACAGUAAUAAUGAUUUUAUAUCUGGUAUUGGCACAAGACACUCAGUUGCAGCAUACAAUUCAAUGCAAGCCGAAUGGCAACAGCAUGAAAUGGCACUUACAACAACACAAUCAUGCUCAUCAAUGGUACACACAAUGACAAGUUUACGUGAAGGAACUGGUAUGUCAAUCAACAUGAGUCCAUUAAUAAAGGAUGCAUUAAAUCGUUCUAGUCUACCACCAGCAUUACCACCAAAGAGAUCAAGAUCAAUAAAAUGUAAUAUAACACCAACACAAAUAUUAACAAAACCAACAAUAAGCAUGCAAAGUAUCAAUACACCAGAUCCACUUAUAACAUCAACACCAGUCAAAGAAAAAAGAGAUGAAUCAAGUAUUGAAAAAAAUGAUAAAACAUCACCAGUUAUAUUUAAUUUCAAUAAUAAUGAUAAUAUUAUUAAUAAUAAUAAUGACAUUAAUAGUAAUAAUAAUAAUAAUAAAAAUAUAUCAUUAGAAGUAUUACCAGUUAGACCAGAAAGUAAAAUAUCAAUUGAUGAAAAUACAGUUGAAUUAUGUGAUACAGAACAAGACAAUGAAAUUCUAAAUGAAUUAGAAAUAACAAAAUAUCUUGUUGUUAAAAAACCAGAAGAAGAUGGACCAGAUAUACGUGGUGGACAUCCAGAUGCAUUAUUAGUUCAUGCAACUAAAGCAAAUAAACAUGAUGAAAAAGAAACAGAUUUUUUAUAUCAAGAGGCAUUUUUGACAACAUACAGAACAUUUAUGUCACCACUUGGAUUAAUUCAAAAAUUACAUAAACGUCAUCAACGUUUUUCAACAUCAUCUGAUGUUGUUAAACAACGUGCAGCACGUGAAGCAUUUUCAUUACUUGUUAGAGUUGUUAGUGAUUUAACAAUGUCAGAUCUUGAUGAUAUAUUAUUAAAAACAUUAACAUCAUUUUCACAACAACUUGUAUGUAGUGGUGAUUUAACAAUGGCAAAAGCAUUAAGAGUUAAAAUACUUGAAAAAUAUGCACAAAAACAAUUACAAUCAUCACAACCAAUAUUAUCAUCAUUAAGUAUAUCAACAAAACAAGCAUCAUUGCUAGAUUUUAAAAGUGAACAAAUUGCUGAACAAAUGACACUAUUAGAUGCUGAAUUAUUUAUGAAAAUUGAAAUACCAGAAGUAUUAAUAUGGGCACAAGAACAAAAUGAAGAAAGAAGUCCAAAUUUAACUAGAUUUACUGAACAUUUUAAUAAAAUGUCAUACUGGGCAAGAUCAAGAAUACUUGAACAUCGUAUGGAAAAUGAAGCUAAAGAACGUGAAAAAUAUGUUGUUAAAUUUAUUAAAAUAAUGAAACAUUUAAGAAAAAUUAAUAAUUUUAAUAGUUAUCUUGCUUUAUUAUCAGCAUUAGAUAGUGCACCAAUUAGAAGAUUAGAAUGGCAAAAACAUAUUACAGAAGGUCUCAAAGAAUAUUGUGCACUUAUUGAUAGUUCAAGUAGUUUUAGAGCAUACAGACAAGCACUUGCUGAGACUCAAUCACCUUGUAUUCCUUACAUAGGUUUAGUUCUUCAAGAUUUGACUUUUGUUCAUAUUGGAAAUAGUGAUUUAUUACCAGAUGGUACAAUUAAUUUUUCAAAAAGAUGGCAACAAUUUAAUAUCGUUGAAAAUAUGAAAAGAUUUAAAAAAGGCACGUAUUCAUUUAAAAAACAUGAAAGAAUAAUAACUUUCUUCAACAACUUUAGUGAUUUUUUGUGUGAAGAAGCUAUGUGGCAAAUAUCAGAAAGCAUUAAACCACGUGGUGGAAAAAAAAAUCAAUCACAAAAUUAAUUUUUAUAUUAGUUUAAUAUAAAAAUAAUAUAUAUCUUUUAUUUUAUUGAUAUACUUACAUAUCUUAUUGCUUAUAAAAAAGCAUAAUAAAAUAAAAUGAUAAUCAAUUUGAAAUUUUAUCUUGUAGUCAAUUUGUUUAACAGUCAUUAAAUAUUAAAUUUCAUGUUAUUUGCAUGAAUUUCGUAGACUUGUUGAACAAUUUUAAAUAGUUAUUUAAAAAAAAAAAAAACCGUGAUUGGAAUCAUUUUUAUUAGCGUAAUAUCAUUGACAAAUUACACCAAAUUAAAAGCCUAUAAUAAUAUUUAAAAAAUUAUACAUAUAUUUAAUAAUAGAAAAUUGUAUGUAAAAAAAAAUUAUCGUCGGGAUAUUUAAAAAUAUUUUUUAUGAUUAAAUUUGUUUUUAUUUUUAAUUAUUUUUGAUUAUAGUUAGUUAUAUUUUAAUGGUCAAACGACAGUGUGUUGUUGAUUACAAAAUAAAUAAAAAAACAAAGAUAAAACACCAAUUAUGUUGAUUGAUGUAAAGCCAUUGAGGUCUUCCAUAAUUUUUUUUAUGUAGACACAUGAUGGCACGACUGAGACCAACAGUUAAAUAUCAUUUUGUUAGGAAAAAAAAUUGAAACUAAUAAUAAGAAAAAACAAAGAAUAAUAGCUGAUUUUUAAUUAAUUUCUUCUACUUUUUUUUUCUACUAAGAUUUUAAAUUUUAAAUUUCAAAAUUAUAGUACUAUUGUCUACAUGUUUGAAAUUCCAACUAGUGAAAGAUAAAAUAAAACAUGAAUUUUUUAGUCAUUAUUAUUUGCUUAGUAUUGAUAUAGUUGAAUAUUUAAAUUAAUAUUAAUUAACAAAUAAAGCUACAAAAUAUUUGACUGAUAAUGUCAAUCCAAUUAAUAGUUAAUGGGCUAUUUUAUUUAUUAAUAAAUAUAUAUUUAUAAAAUAAUAUACAUUCAAAAAUGUGUCAAAGUGGAAAAUAUUAUUAUUGUGAAAAAAUUUUCGUGUAUGUGUGAAUGUCAAUGUUGCAUGAAUUUAUUAAAGCUAAUUAAAAAAAACAUAUAAAGACCAUGCUUUAAAGAAACUGAAAAAUAAGCAAUUAUUUAUUAUUAAUUUUUAAAAUAUAUCAAUGCAAUUUAAUAAUUAAUUUGCUUAAUUAACAAUUAGAAUUAGAAAAAUUUUGCCUUGCGAAUAUUAUUAUGUAGUUAAUUAUCAACUUACAAUUUAAAUAAUAAAAAAUUAAUAUAAUAAUUUAUAAAUAUAAUAACAAUAAUAGAAAAUAAUAAUUGUCUAAAUUAAAAAAAUGAAUACCGUCAACAGAAACACCAGUUAAUAAUAUUCAAUGUUUUUUUUUUAGUAUUAACAAACAAAUAAACUCACAAGACACAAUUAAAAAUUAAGAAUUUCUUUUUUUUUUUUUUUGGCUUGAUUAUAUUCAAAUAGCAAUACGUAGAUAAUUAAUAAUUUACUUUUUUAUUUAUUUUUUGUUUAAAUUAAGUAUUUAAAAUACAGCCAGAAAAAUAAAAAUGAAAAAAAAUAGAAAAAAAUACAUUGUUGUUAGAUAAAAAAAAAAAUAAUUUUGUUAUCAAUAAAAAAUUUUUUGAAUCUUUUUGCUGAAACAUUACAAAAAUGCCUAUUAAUUUUUCUAAUCUGUAUUAAAAUUUGUGCAUUGUUGUUGUAAAUAGUAAUUUAAUAGUAUCAAUUGUUUCUAAUGCUUAUAUUUAAUCGAAAUAAUAAGAAAUAUGAAUGAUAUGAAAAUUUUGUGAAAAUAAAAUUUACGUUUUAUGAAUGGAUUAGUUGUCGAAAGCCAUAUAUUUAAGUUUAUACAACCAUUGUGAUGUCAUAUUAAGUUGUAGGAUAGUUCUCUGUAUCAAAAAUCUUUAUAUCGUUUUUAUUUAAUUGAAAAAACAUAAACAAAAAAAAAAAAAAAACAAAAUAAAAAAGAAAAUAUUAAAUAAACAAAAUCCUCUCCUAUCAUAUUUUUAAUUUAUUUAUUUCUUUGCUCAUAUGCAAAUUGUAUAUAUUAUUUUUUGUUUUUACUUUUAGUACACAACUUUAAUUACUUUGUGCAUUAAAAAAUUUAUUAUUUAUUGCAAACUACCAGCUUUGUUUAUAAAUUAAAAUUAAAAAAUAAAUUCUUUUUUUUCUUCUUUAGAUUAAUUUAUUUAAUCUUUAAAAUAUUUAUAAAUAUUUAAAUAAUAAACUUGAUAAUGAAUUUAUUUUUUAAUAAACUUUUACUGUAUGAGUGCUGGCAUUUAUAAUUAUAGGAUAAUAAUUACUGAUGCCUCGUGGUUAACAUAUUAUAAAAUCAACAAGUCAUUAAUUUGUAAUUACUUAAUGACUGUUACACACGGAAAAUAAAAAAAAAUAAUAUAACAUGCGAUAUGUUUGUUAUUAUAAUUACAUGACUAAAUAUCCUGGUCACAAUAUAUCCUCAAUAAAAUUAUUUAAAAAACUUUAAUUCAAACUGAUUCGCCUGCAUCAAAAAUUUAUUUUAU